CAGCCCCCGAACGCCGUGGUGGCACGAGAAACGCAUGUUGACGCCCGAGACGUCCCCGAGAAUAUUCCGGUUGCGGAAGCCCUGGGUGGGAGCAGGAAGCAGCAGCAGCCGGAAGCGGCGGGAGAAACCCAGAUGGCGCUGCGAAAAAAGGACAGGCAGGCUCGCCGUCCGGCUCCCCUGUUCCGCUGCAAGCUGGGUUCCAUGUGGCAGCCGUGGAGGCCCUCAACAAUCCAGCGGGGCUCCCGGCGGCGAACAGGCCGCGCCGAGCGGAGCGAGCCAGCACAGGCCUGCCGGCGCCUUUGUUUUUAGUUUGCCCCGAUGGACAUUGUACUUCUCUGUCGUCACCGUUGUCACCGUCCAGUGUCCGGAAGCUCGUUUUCUGGGCGUGCGGAGCACGCCCGCCUGUGUCGAAGCUCGAAAGACCCGACAGGACCCCGGCCUAGGCUGUACCAAGCUUCCAACCCGAAACCCACCGCGGCGGACUCCAGCUGUUUUACAUCCCGCACACGGACCGACGCCUGGCAGGACCGUCUACAGCCGCCCGGCUGGUACCGGACUAGGGACGCACGACCGAGAACCACCGUUGCUGAUAGCCGUGUGCCGCAUGCACUCCCGCCUGCUCUCACUUCCCAGGCUUCCACCGAUUUCGGAGAGGGUCAGCGCAGCAAGCGCAGCAAGCGCAGGGAAGCAACAACACACACUAUCUCGGAACUCUAUCUCGUCCAGAGAUGGCCCGAGCCCAGAAUCUACGCCGGAUUUCAGGCCACCGUCGCCGCUGUCUCCGCCGCCUCCGCGACACAGCUGGCUUUGCUGCACAAGAACCGCCACAUACGCCUCAUCAUCUUCCGAAUCCUCUGGCUCCAUACACCUGCUCUGCUCCCCGCCUUCUCCUCCCGCACACUCCCGUCCAUCUGCCUCCCGACCCCGUGCCGACCCACCUCCCCUCGCCCCCUCGCCCCCCACGCCUUCCUUUUCCUCCCCUCACGCCCCACCCACGGGCGUACUAGUUUCUGCAGAAUGACGCCGGGCAAGCCCUUAUUUGUCGUUCGAUUUCCGUGCCUGCCCUGCUAGCACCCUCCACGGCCCUACCAGUGCCGGCCGCACCCGCACCCGUCCUCGCCGGCCUGCCUGGCUCCGUCAGCUUAGCUCCCCCUUCCUGGUCGUAUCGCCUUUUUCGCAUUUCUCCAGUUUUUUGCUGCUGCGUCUUCCUGCAUCGCGCCAUUCCCAGCCAACUAACGCCUCAGAGCCAACAAUAGCCUUUACUCCGCCCGGCAUGCACACCCAAGCGACGGCCAGCGGUGCCAGACUCCCACGCAAGAAUUAGCAUCCUCCUCCCGAGCAAACCAGCAACAGCCGCUAGCGCCGGCAGGUGUUCCACGUGAAAGUUAUGUCCGCUACGCCCCACACAAA
Pichia membranifaciens NRRL Y-2026 is the source of this 1410-nucleotide messenger RNA. RefSeq lists its product as hypothetical. Bases 319 to 1071 code for a protein of 250 amino acids. Lineage: Eukaryota; Fungi; Ascomycota; Pichiomycetes; Pichiales; Pichiaceae. The record is from RefSeq and is a predicted model, not a curated record. The transcript has a single exon.